GAUGAUGCUCACUUCAUUGCCGUGGAGCUGGGAUAUGAUGAGCGCAGUACAACAGUGAUUUCUAAAAGCGAGGAGAAAUUCAUCUCAUUCAGCAAAUAUAUUUCAAACAAAUUUACCCUUCGAUUUAUAGACACUUAUAGAUUCAUGACUUCAAGCUUAUCUACACUCUCGAAAAAUUUAAUUACACCAGGAUUUGAUAAGUUUAGGGAAACUUCGAAACAUUUUGCCCGUGAUGAUAUGGCUUUUGUAACACGGAAGGGGGUGUAUCCAUAUGAGUACACAGAUGGUUGGGGGAAAUUGGAUGAAGCUACACUACCAACAAAAGAGUCUUUCUAUAGCACACUAACUGAGGAAAAUAUAAAAGACAUGGAAUACCGACACGCCGAGAAAGUUUGGAGGCAUUUUGAUUGUAAGGCUCUAGGCGAGUAUAGCGAUCUAUAUUUGAAAAUAGACGUAUUACUGCUAGCGGAUGUCUUUGAAAACUUUCGAGACAUAUGCCCGACAACAUAUAGCCUCGAUGCGGCAUUUUAUUACACUGUUCCUGGACUAAGCUUUGACGCGUGUUUGAAAUUCACCUCCAUAAAACUAGAACUUUUAUCUGAUUAUGAUAUGUUGAUGAUGUGUGAAAAAGGUAAGUUUUUAAAAAUAAUAUAUAUAUUACAUUUAUUAAUUAACUAUUCUGUUAUAGGUAUACGUGGAGGUCUUACACAAGCAAGCAUGCGUUAUGGGAAGGCGAAUAAUCUGAAAACACCUGAAUACGAAACGAGUAAACCAGAUUCAUGGAUAAUUUAUCAAGACUGUAAUAACUUGUAUGGCUGGGCAAUGUCCGAGUACAUACCAUAUGGUGGCUUUGAAUGGAUAGAACCUACACUUGACGGAUUAGAAAAUUUAAACGAUACUUCAGAUAUAGGACGGAUGUAUGAGGUCGACAUAGAGUAUCCACAGCGUUUACAUGACGAUCAUAAUGAUCUGCCAUUCUUACCGAACAGUGGUAUACCACGUGGAUCUAAAAUAAAGAAACUCAUGGCGACACUAGAAUCUAAAGAACGUUAUAUUGUACACUACCGUAUUUUGAAACAGGCGAUGGCAAAUGGUUUGAAAGUGAAAAAGGUUUACAGGGUAUUGCAGUUCAAACAGUCUAAAUGGCUUGCCAAAUAUAUUAAUUUAAAUUCUGGGAUGAGGAAGAAGGCGAUGAACCAGUUUGAGAUUGAUUUCUAUAAACUGAUGAACAAUAGUGUAUUUGGAAAAAUGAUGGAAUCGGUGAGAUCAAGGAUUAAGAUGGAACUUGUUUCGAGCGAACAGCGCUUACAGAAAUUAAUGAACCGAUCGACAUUUAAAUACUGCACUAAUUAUGAACAUACAAAUAUAACAGCUGUAACAAUGGAUAAUAAAAUCAUAAAUUUCUGUAAACCAAUCUAUAUUGGUUUAGCGGUGCUUGAUAUAUCGAAAACGAUGAUGUAUGAUUAUCACUAUAAUGUGAUGAAGGCGCAUUAUAGUGAUAACAUCAAGCUGAUGUAUACUGAUACUGAUUCUUUGAUAUAUCAUAUCAAUACCACAGACUUUUAUGCAGACUUGACGGCUAACCGCAACUUGUUGGAUAGGAUGGACACCGCAAAUCUUCCUCGUGACCAUCCGUGUUAUGUAGCAGAUAGAAAAAAGAUACCAGGUUACUUUUCCGAUGAGACUGAUGGACAUACCAUGACAGAGUUUUGCGCACUACGCGCAAAAUCGUAUGCAUAUAAUAUACAUGCAGGAGAAGAGGACGAGCGGAAAGAUAAUGAUGACAGAGUAGGAAGAGAAAAGAUCAAGGCCAAGGGGAUAGGAGUCAUGUGGUUAAGAAUCACAUGACGUUGGAAGACCACAGAAAGUGUUUGUUUGAUGAAUCUGGAGUGGAGGCAUGCAAGAAGAAUGUAUCUAUUCGCUCAUUCAAACGCUAGUUGAUGACGAUAAAAACGAUAAAGCUAACUUACAACAGUUAUGACGAUAAGAGAGUGGUA
This is a messenger RNA of Rhopalosiphum maidis (corn leaf aphid), 1997 nucleotides long. RefSeq lists its product as uncharacterized. The record is from RefSeq and is a predicted model, not a curated record. The transcript is spliced from 6 exons. Bases 145 to 1848 code for a protein of 567 amino acids. Lineage: Eukaryota; Metazoa; Arthropoda; Insecta; Hemiptera; Aphididae.